This is a messenger RNA of Scophthalmus maximus (turbot), 1381 nucleotides long. RefSeq names its product mitochondrial amidoxime reducing component 1 (gene marc1). NCBI's taxonomy places the organism in Eukaryota, Metazoa, Chordata, Actinopteri, Pleuronectiformes, Scophthalmidae. The transcript has 7 exons. The coding region runs from base 70 to 1092 and encodes 340 amino acids. Gene Ontology annotation, biological process: nitrate metabolic process. Gene Ontology annotation, cellular component: mitochondrial inner membrane. Gene Ontology annotation, molecular function: pyridoxal phosphate binding; nitrate reductase activity; molybdopterin cofactor binding. The record is from RefSeq and is a predicted model, not a curated record.
GAAGAAGAAGAAGAAGAAGAAGGAGCAGGAGACGAAGAAGGAGACGAGGGCUGAAGUCUGGAGCUCGACAUGGACGCGAAGGAGCGCGCUGUGAGCGCACUGGUCCAGAGCAACAAGAGGGUCGCGCUCCUGGUCGCAGCCGGCGUCGCCGUCCUGGGCCUCGGGCUCGGGUACAAGUACCUGCGGAGGCCAGAAGGAGGAGAGGAAGAGGAGGAAGAGGAGGAGGAGGAGGCGCUGGUCCGCGUGGGCGUCGUGUCGCGGCUCCUCGUCCACCCGCUCAAGUCUGGCACAGCGGUGUCCGUGACGCGCGCCGAGUGCCAGGAGCUCGGCUUGAGGUUCGGGGAGCUGCAGGACCGACACUGGCUGGUGGUGACGGAGGACGGCCACAUGGUGACGGGCCGACAGGAGCCUCGUCUGGUCCUGGUGUCUCUGACCUGCGAGGGAGGUCACGUGCGCCUGAGCGGACCAGAGAUGGAGGAGCUGAGGUUCCCCGUCAAACAGCCCGACGGCCCCGUGAUGGACUGCAGAGUGUUCGGCGCAGACAUUCAGGGUCGUGACUGCGGCGACGAGGCGUCCCGCUGGCUCACCCGUUAUCUGGGGGAGGGGAAAACCUUUCGCCUGGUGCACUAUGAACCUGCGAUGAAGGGCAGGAGGCCAGAGGAGGGGGAGUCUGGUUUCCCACCGUAUCAGGUGGCGUACCCAGACGUGGCGCCUGUGAUGCUGCUGUCCGAGGCCUCGGUGAAGGACCUCAGCAGCAAGCUGGAGACGGACGUCACGGUGGAGCGCUUCCGCCCCAACAUCGUGAUCGGUGACUGCGAGGCCUUCGAGGAGGAUUCCUGGGAGGAGCUCCAGAUCGGCAGCGUGCGACUGCAGCGCGUGAUGUCGUGUGGAAGAUGCAUCUUCACCACGGUCGACCCCGAGACCGGUAUAAUCAACAGAAAAGAGCCUCUGGAGACACUGAAAAGCUAUCGUCUGUGCAAGCCGUCCGAGAAGCACCUCUACAAGUCGUCCCCGUUGUUCGGCCAGCUGCACGCCGUGAAGAGGACGGGGAUCCUGCAGGUCGGCGACGUGGUGUUCAAGGUCAGCCGCUGACGGGGCCGAGACGGGGAGAGGAGGAGGAGGAGGGAAAGACUGCGCGAGAGCCGCUGUAUAAUCGCAGUGUUAACACAAAAAGAAUCAAUUAUUAUCCUUCCGCGUAGCUGCUAUUUCAUAACUCUGUCUUAUAGACUGUUGUGUGACACUAAGGGAAUUUGAAUUAAGCACCUUUUUUUUUUGCACAGUUCACUGAUUUUUUUAAAAAUCCUGACGGCACGACGCAAUGCUGCCUUUUCCGAGAAGAAUGAAAUGACCUCAAAUUUUGCAAUAAAAACACUUGACUGAG